GCCCGGCACUGUGGCCGCCAACGCCGCUGCCGCCGCCGCCGCCGAGCUCGGGCUCGAGCUCAGCGCACUCCUCCGCGGCCGCCGAGCGGAGCGGACGCCCUCCGGGGCCGCGCCGCAACCCCCCGCGCUCCCACUUAUCAUGCCCCGGGCCCGGGCCCGGGCCGCCCAAGCAGCAGGAGCACCAUGCCGGAGGUUGGCGGUGGCGACGGCGGGGAGGUGCCUGCGCUCAUCCCGGACUGCGAGCCGCUGCGGGAGGAGGUACCGGUGCUGUGUGGCGGGGGGUCGGAGCCGCGGCUGGAGCGGGCAGCGGCCCCUGAAACAGUCCCUGGGAAGCUCCCUGUGUCGCGAGUCGCACUGGAAAUGCCUGCUCCUCACGCUGCUCAUCCACGCCUGUGGUGCCGUGGUGGCAUGGUGUCGCCUGGCCACAGUGCCACGGCUGGUCCUGGGGCCAGAGGCAGCCCUGGCCCAUGGGGCCGGGGGCCCACCACCCACCUACCCAGCCAGCCCCUGCUCUGAUGGCUACUUAUACAUCCCACUGGCCUUUGUCUCCCUCCUCUACCUCCUCUACCUGGCUGAGUGCUGGCACUGUCAUGUGCGGUCAUGCCAGGCACCGCGCACUGAUGCCAAUACCGUGCUGGCCCUGAUCCACCGGCUGCAACAGGCACCACCUUGUGUCUGGUGGAAGGCCACGAGCUACCACUAUGUGCGGCGCACCCGCCAGAUCACCCGCUACCGGAAUGGCGAUGCCUACACCACCACACAGGUCUACCACGAGAGGGCUGAUAGUCGCACAGCUCGUGGCGAGUUUGACUACUCAGCCCACGGUGUCCGCGAUGUCUCCAAGGAGCUCGUGGGCCUGGCCGACUACGCUGCCACGCGGCUGCGCUUCACCAAGUGCUUCAGCUUCGGCAGCGCUGAGGCUGAGGCCUCAUACCUCACCCAGAGGGCCCGCUUCUUUAGUGCCAACGAGGGCCUGGACGACUACCUGGAGGCCCGCGAGGGCAUGCACCUGAAGGAUGUGGACUUCCGUGAAUCCCUCAUGGUCUUCGCCGACCCCCGCAGCCCUCCUUGGUAUGCCCGCGCAUGGGUCUUCUGGCUGGUGUCAGCGGCCACGCUGUCCUGGCCACUGCGCGUUGUGGCGGCCUAUGGCACAGCCCAUGUGCACUAUCAGGUAGAGAAGCUUUUUGGCGCUAGUUCGCCCCCUCCUGGCACUGUGCCCAGCGGACCCCCACUCUCCCGUGUGGCCACAGUGGACUUCACUGAGCUCGAGUGGCACAUCUGCUCCAACCGGCAGCUGGUGCCCAGCUACUCAGAAGCGGUGGUCAUGAGUGCCGGUUCCGGUGCCUACCUCCGUGGCUGCCAGCGCUGCCGACGUUCUGUCAGCAGCAACUCGCUGCCCCCUGCCCGGCCCAGCGGGCCCCGCCUGCCUUUCAGCCGCAGCCGCCUCUCGCUGGGAGCUGGGGGCCGGGCCACACCAGGCGUCUUCCGGAGCCUGAGUGGGGGGCCACUGGGACGCCGUGGAGAGGACACGGAGCCCCUGGAGAGCCCACCAUGCUACGAGGACGCCCUUUACUUCCCGGUGCUCAUUGUCCAUGGAGACAGCGGCUGCCAGGGGGAUGGGCAGGGCGGACUCUGACUCCCACGCUCUCCGGAGUGUCCUCCUCCCCACCAGCCUACCACGGGCUUCGAUGCCUGAGUAAUUACCCAAAACAGGAGGGAAAACAGACCAGCACACAAGCGUGGGGUGAGGGUGCAGCCUUUAAACAGUCUACAGUGCAGUAACAGGUGGUCCUUUUGAGGGCAAAUGGGCACCACCAAAGUUGAGCCUAUGAACCAUCCAGCGCGGCUCCUCCCACCAUCGCCAGGCUUCACUUUCUGGUGGCAGAUGAGCUGCCUCAGGGGCCCCUCAGGCUGCACAGGGGAGGAAGUUUCCAGAAAACCUGAGGUGGGGGAGGAAUCCCCGGGACAGCUGUUGCCUGCCGCAGAGGGCUGCCUGUGGGCUCUACUCUGCAUGGCGGAGGCCACACGGGGAGCCCUUGAACAACUGAGAAGCACAAAUUGGUGGUUUGGGGCCACGCCUAGCUGGGCUAGCCUCCUCCGUGAAGCUGAAGAGCCCCCUUCGGCAGCACCAUGGUCCCGGCUCCUUUACCAGCCCUAGUCCCCAUCCUCCUCGCCGGACAGGCCCCUCCCUGCCUGCUGCCCGGCCUCUGCACAGGGCCAGUCCUGAUCAGACCCUGGGGUGCGUCCCUGCGGCUGGGAGCCGGGUCCUUAGAGUGCAGCCUUGCCCCACCCUGCCUCCACUGUUUUCCCUGCCAUACCCUCCUUCAGCUCCCUCUAAACCUGGGGUUCCUCCUCAGGGCCCUACCUUGAUCUCACAUCCCCUGGUCUCAACUCCUGUCCUCCUCCUCCAGGCCCACAUCCACCUCUGUCAGCCACCCCCCACUCCCCCAGGCUUUGUCCUCUCAUCGCCCUGUGGACUUCUCUGCCCUUCACCUUCUGGAUGACCCAUAGAGCCCAGGGUCACAGGGCAUUCGAGGGGCCUCGGCCUUGGCCACAGCCUCUUGGACGGUGCCCUUGCUCUGCCAUGGAGGCCCCUGCUUCCCUCAGUGGGCCCUGGCCCAGGGGACACCAUCCCUCCCCCAGGGAGGAGAGAAUAGUCCCUUUCUUCCAACCGGGACUUCCACCCCCUCUCAGGGGCCGGUGGGGUUGGGAGGAGGCAGAGAAGAUGCAGAUAAAAUAAAAGGUAUGAAAUGGAA
Molecule: messenger RNA, 2756 nt
Organism: Manis javanica (Malayan pangolin)
Lineage: Eukaryota; Metazoa; Chordata; Mammalia; Pholidota; Manidae
Gene: TMEM151A
Product: transmembrane protein 151A
Source: RefSeq, a predicted model, not a curated record